Messenger RNA from Acanthosepion pharaonis, 3855 nucleotides. The record is from the annotation of a GenBank genome assembly. Lineage: Eukaryota; Metazoa; Mollusca; Cephalopoda; Sepiida; Sepiidae.
UUGUUUCUUUCUUUCUUUUGUUCCUUCUUUCUUUCAUCCUUUUUUUCUUUCUUUCUUUCAUUCAUUCUUAUUCACUGUCCUCUUUAUUACUACUAUUUUCUUUCUUUUUUCUUUCUUUCUUUCAUUCAUUCUUAUUCACUCUCCUCUUCUUUAUUACAUCAUUUUCUUUCUUUAUUUCUUUCAUCCUUUCUUUCUUUCUUUCUUUCUUUCUUUCUUUUUUUCUUUCUUUCUUUCUUAUUCACUCUCCUCUUCUUUAUUACUAUCAUUUCCUUUCUUUCUUUCUUUCUUUCUUUCUUUCAUUCAUUCAUUCUUAUUCACUUUCCUCUUCUUUAUUACAUGAUUUUCUUUCUUUAUUUCUUUCAUCCUUUCUUUCUUUUUUCUUUCUUAUUCGCUCUCCUCUUCUUUAUUACUAUCAUUUCCUUCCUUUCUUUCUUUCUUUCUUUCUUUCUUUCUUCCUUUCUUUCUUUCUUUCUUUCUUUCAUUCAUUCUUAUUCACUCUCCUCUUCUUUAUUACAUCAUUUUCUUUCUUUAUUUCUUUCAUCCUUUCUUUCUUUCUUUCUUUCUUUCUUUCUUUCUUUUUUUCUUUCUUUCUUUCUUAUUCACUCUCCUCUUCUUUAUUACUAUCAUUUCCUUUCUUUCUUUCUUUCUUUCUUUCUUUCAUUCAUUCAUUCAUUCUUAUUCACUCUCCUCUUCUAUAUUACAUCAUUUUCUUUCUUUAUUUCUUUCAUCCUUUCUUUCUUUUUUCUUUCUUAUUCGCUCUCCUCUUCUUUAUUACUAUCAUUUCCUUCCUUUCUUUCUUUCUUUCUUUCUUUCUUUCAUUCAUUCAUUCUUAUUCACUUUCCUCUUCUUUAUUAUAUGAUUUUCUUUCUUUAUUUCUUUCAUCCUUUCUUUCUUUCUUUCUUUCUUUUUUUCUUUCUUUCUUUCUUAUUCGCUCUCCUCUGCUUUAUUACUAUCAUUUCCUUUCUUUCUUUCUUUCUUUCUUUCUUUCUUUCUUUCUUUCAUUCAUUCAUUCAUUCUUAUUCACUUUCCUCUUCUUUAUUAUAUGAUUUUCUUUCUUUAUUUCUUCCAUCCUUUCUUUCUUUCUUUCUUUCUUUUUUCUUUCUUUCUUUCUUAUUCGCUCUCCUCUUCUUUAUUACUAUCAUUUCCUUUCUUUCUUUCUUUCUUUCUUUCUUUCUUUCAUUCAUUCAUUCUUAUUCACUUUCCUCUUCUUUAUUAUAUGAUUUUCUUUCUUUAUUUCUUUCAUCCUUUCUUUCUUUUUUCUUUCUUAUUCGCUCUCCUCUUCUUUAUUACUAUCAUUUCCUUCCUUUCUUUCUUUCUUUCAUUCAUUCUUUCUUUCUUUCAUUCAUUCUUAUUCACUCUCCUCUUCUUUAUUACAUCAUUUUCUUUCUUUAUUUCUCUCAUCCUUUCUUUCUUUUUUCUUUCUUUUUUUCUUUCUUUCUUUCUUAUUCGCUCUCCUCUUCUUUAUUACUAUCAUUUCCUUUCGUUCUUUCUUUCUUUCUUUCUUUCUUUCUUUCAUUCAUUCAUUCUUAUUCACUUUCCUCUUCUUUAUUACAUGAUUUUCUUUCUUUAUUUCUUUCAUCCUUUCUUUUUCUUUCUUUCUUUCUUAUUCGCUCUCCUCUUUAUUAUUACUAUCAUUUCCUUCCUUCCUUUCUUUCUUUUCUUUUUUUCUUUCUUUCUUUCUUAUUCACUCUCUCUUCUAUAUUACAUCAUUUUCUUUCUUUAUUUCUUUCAUCCUUUUCUUUCCUUCUUUCUUUCUUUCUUUCUUUCUUUCUUCGCUCCUUUCUUUAUUACAUCGUUUUUUCUUUCUUUAUUUUUUCAUUCUUUUCUUUCUUUUUUUUUUCUUUCUUUCUUUUCUUUCUUUUCUUUCUUAUUCGCUUUCCACUUCUUUAUUACUAUCAUUUCCUUCCUUUCUUUCUUUCUUUCUUUCUUUCUUUCAUUCUUAUUCACUCUCCUCUUCUUUAUUACAUCGUUUUCUUUCUUUAUUUUUUUCAUUCUUUCUUUCUUUUUUCUUUCUUUCUUUCUUUCUUUCAUUCAUUCUUAUUCACUCUCCUCUUCUUUAUUACUAUCAUUUCCUUUCUUUCUUUCUUUCUUUCUUUCUUUCAUUCAUUCAUUCUUAUUCACUUUCCUCUUCUUUAUUAUAUGAUUUUCUUUCUUUAUUUCUUUUUCAUCCUUUUUUUUUUUUUUCUUUCUUAUUCGCUCUCCUCUUCUUUAUUACUAUCAUUUCCUUCCUUUCUUUCUUUCUUUCAUUCAUUCUUUCUUUCUUUCAUUCAUUCUUAUUCACUCUCCUCUUCUUUAUUACAUCAUUUUCUUUCUUUAUUUCUUUCAUCCUUUCUUUCUUUUUUCUUUCUUUUUUCUUUCUUUCUUUCUUAUUCGCUCUCCUCUUCUUUAUUACUAUCAUUUCCUUCCUUUCUUUCUUUCUUUCUUUCUUUCUUUCUUAUUCACUCUCCUCUUCUAUAUUACAUCAUUUUCUUUCUUUAUUUCUUUCAUCCUUUCUUUCCUUCUUUCUUUCUUUCUUUCUUUCUUAUUCGCUCUCCUCUUCUUUUUUACUAUCAUUUCCUUUCUUUUCUUUUCUUUUUUUCUUUCUUUCAUUCAUUCACUUUUCAUUCUUUUAUUACAUUUUUCUUUCUUCUUUCUUUCAUCCAUUCUUUUUUUUUUUUAUUUCUUUCUUCCUUUCUUUCUUUUUCUUUCUUUCCUUCGCUUUCUUUCUUUCUUUAUUUCUUUCUUUCUUUCAUUCUUAUUUCCUUCCUAUAUUACAUCAUUUCUUUCUUUCUUUCUUUUUCUUUCUUUCUUUCUUUUUCUUUCUUUUCUUCGCUCUCCUCUUCUUUAUUACAUCAUUUUCUUUCUUUUUUUUCUUUCAUCCUUUCUUUCUUUCUUUUCUUUCUUUCUCUUUUCUUUUUCUUUUUUCUUUCUUAUUCGCUUUCCUCUUCUUUAUUACUAUCGUUUUUCUUUUUCUUUAUUUUUUUUUCAUUUCUUUUUCUUUUUUUUUACAUCUUUUCUUUCUUUCUUUCUUUCUUUUCUUCUUUUCUUUCUUUUUUUCUUUCUUCAUUCUUAUUCACUUUCCUCUUUAUUACUAUCAUUUCAUUUCCUUCUUUCUUUCUUUCUUUCUUUCUUUCAUUCUUAUUCACUCUCCUCUUCUUUUAUUACAUCGUUUUUCUUUCUUUAUUUUUUUCAUUUUCUUUCUUUCUUUUCUUUUUUUUUUCUUUUUCUUUCUUUUCUUUCAUUCAUUUCUUUCUUCUAUCUUUCCUCUUCUUUAUUACUAUCAUUUCCUUUCUUUCUUUCUUUCUUUUUUCUUUCUUUCAUUCAUUCAUUCUUUCUUCACUUUCCUCUUCUUUAUUACAUUUCCUUUUUUUUCUUUCUUUCUUUUCUUUCUUUCAUCCUUUUUCUUUUCUUUUACAUCUUUCUUUUUUUAUUUCUUUUCUUUCUUUCUUAUUCUUUCUCCUCUUUUCUUUUUACUAUCAUUUCCUUUCUUUCUUUCUUUCUUUUCUUUCUUUCUUUCAUUUUCAUUUCUUUGUUUUCCUCUUCUUUAUUUAUUACAUGAUUUUCUUUUUUUAUUUCUUUUUCAUCCUUUUUACUUUCUUUUCCUUUUUUUUUCUUUUCUUUCUUCUCUUCUUCUUUAUUACUAUCAUUUCCUUCCUUUCUUUCUUUCUUUCUUUCUUUCUUUCUUUCUUAUUCACUCUCCUCUUCUAUAUUACAUCAUUUUCUUUCUUUAUUUCUUUCAUCCUUUCUUUCCUUCUUUCUUUCUUUCUUUCUUUCUUAUUCGCUCUCCUCUUCUUUAUUACUAUCAUUUCCUUUCUUUCUUUCUUUCUUUCUUUCAUUCAUUCAUUCUUAUUCCUUUUCCUCUUCUUUAUUACAUGA